CCUGGGCCUAUGCCUUUUCCGGGAAAAGCAUGUGAAUUCUGUGCUUGCCAAUGGUUCUGGCCUUCCCGUAUUCAUAUUGCCUCAAUCUUAGCCUUGCCUUUCUCUUAUCACGACUGUACCCUUGUCAAUAACAAUUUGGUUUGAAUCCAUGUUUCAUGAUUUAUGCAUUAUCGUGGUUGUUGUUUUCGGAGUUUUUCAAGUGAAAGCACUUCGCCCUGGUCAGCCAUCACUCUCCGAACGCACCGUGGGGAAAAGGACGACAGUCCAAAGUGAGGCAGUCGGAGCUUCCGAGUGCGAGGGUCGCAAGCCGCAGUGGGUUCAGGAGGGUGCGAUCAAGCGCUUGAGAGGGCCGGUUUUUAAUAUUCACGUCGCAGGUCCGUACCACACUGCGGGAAGAUUUCUGGUUGAUCUGGCCGUCAAAGCUGGCAAAAUGAAUUACACCAUGUACCAGAGGUGGGGAGAUUUGGGUAAGGCUGAGCUGUGGAAGGAUCAGCAUUGGACCGACCUUGAAGAUUGGUUCCCAAAGGGACACACGUUACGUGAUCUCGGCUGUGGGACCGGCAGGGCGACGAUACUUGGCACUGUCGCGCGCCACCCGCUCAACAUGUUUCUGCACAGGUGGUAUGCGUGCAAGGACUGGGAGCAGAUAGUGAAGAGCUCGGAACGUGGAGUGCCGGACGCCGCCAAGAAGAAGAGGGAUGAAUGCCACCCUCUCGCGGCAGUCUGCCAGCCAGGAGAGGAGCCAUGCGAAUGGGAUAACAUCCUUCUUCAAGCGUUCACCGGGGUCCCUGCUGCAUCCCUGACCCGGGCAGAUCUUGAGCUGGCAAAAUCUCGGUUACGCAAUUUCGACAUAAUUUUCAUAGUUGAACAUUUCAGCCACACCCUUCAGCUUACCACCACGCGCUUGGGAUGGAGGCCCGACCCGUCUUCAGGAUCACUGAAUGCUACACUUCACAAGGCGGACGAAAGCGAAGAUCAAGAACGAUUCCCAAGAGGCGAGAUCACACGUGAGCAAUGGCAAGCAGUCAUGGAGCGUAACAGCCUCGACAUUGAGUUUUACGACUACAUGCGCGAGCUCGCUUUUGGCAUGCUGCGGGCCGAUGGCCUUCCGGUGCCGCCAGAGGACGAGCGCAUCGUUGUCCCACAGUGGAGAAAUAGUGUUCUCACGUCGAGACGCGGAAGCUCACAAGAAGCUCGCAUUGUAUAGGCUGGCCACAUGAUUGUUCGUCUUAGAAACUCAGCACCGCUACUUCACACAUAAAGUGUGCGUGUGUAUAUAUAUAUGCAUACAUACAGGACUGCAGUGGCGCUUCGCGCCAUGCACCUUGGUCUUUGAAGCUUGGUAUGCAGGCGGAAUGGCAGGAAGAUCAAGCCGAC
This is a messenger RNA of Prorocentrum cordatum, 1377 nucleotides long. The record is from the annotation of a GenBank genome assembly. NCBI's taxonomy places the organism in Eukaryota, Dinophyceae, Prorocentrales, Prorocentraceae.